AUGAUAGGUUCCAUUUUGCCCUUACCGGCUCCUCCUUCUGAUGGAGACCUUGGGCCUCUUCCAGAAUCCCAAGUGACUGAACCUAAUAACGAUGAGAAACAAUUGAAUGAGGAGCAGAACAAAGCCAACUCCGUUGCAACACAUACUAGGGCUAUUGGUAUCAUUUAUCCUCCUCAAGACAUCAGAAAUAUUGUUGACAAAACUUCCCAAUUCGUGGCAAAGAAUGGACCGGAGUUUGAGAAAAGGAUCAUAGCUAAUAAUACUGGAAAUGCAAAGUUCAGCUUUUUGAUUUCCUCAGAUCCCUACCAUGCAUAUUAUCAGCAUCGAUUGUCUGAGUUCCGUGCCCAGAAUCAGUCUUCUGGACAGCAACCUUCUUUGCAGCUUGAAGAUUCUGCAACACCUGAGUCAGCCCCACCAGCUCCAGCUGCAGAUGGUGAAACAGGAGCACCAAAGCUGGAUCCCUCUGCUCAGUUUAAAUCGGUGCUUAAAGUUCCUGAACCACCAGAAAAACCCGAAGCUGAGCAGUAUACUGUCCGGCUUCCUGAAGGGAUUACUGGGGAAGAGUUGGAUAUUAUAAAGCUCACAGCCCAGUUUGUAGCUCGAAAUGGGAAAUCAUUUUUGUUAGGAUUGACAAACAGGGAAACGAAUAACCCCCAGUUCCAUUUUUUAAAACCUAACCAUAGUAUGUUUACACUUUUCACUUCUCUGGCUGAUGCUUACUCAAAGGUGUUGAUGCCUCCGACGGGGUUGACAGAGAAGCUUAAGAAAAGUAUUGCAGACAUGACAACUGUGCUUGAACGGUGUGUGCAUCGGCUGGAGUGGGAGCGUUCACAAGAGCAGGCAAGGCAGAAGGAAGAAGAUGAGAUUGAGCUGGAAAGGAUGCAAAUGGCUAUGAUUGAUUGGCAUGAUUUUGUUGUGGUUGAAUCAAUAGACUUUGCAGAUGAUGAGGAUGAGGAUUUACCUCCUCCAAUGACCCUUGAGGAGGUUAUAAGGAGAAGCAAGGUCACAGAUAUGGAAGAAGAUAUUGUUGAGCCUGGUAAGGAGGUGGAAAUGGAAAUGGAUGUAGAAGAGAUGCAGCUUGUUGAAGAGGGCUUGAGGACAGCCAGAAUUGAAGAGAAUGGUGAUGAAAAGAAGAAUGAGAAUAAGGUGACAGAUGAUCCAGAUCCACCAAUGAGAAUUGUGAAGAACUGGAAGAGACCUGAAGACAGGAUCCCUGCUGAAAGAGACCCAACAAAGUACGUCAUUUCACCAAUCACUGGAGAGCUUAUCCCUAUCAAUGAGAUGUCUGAACACAUGAGGAUUUCUCUCAUUGAUCCAAAAUACAAAGAGCAAAAAGAACGGAUGUUUGCCAAGAUUCGAGAGACUACUCUCGCCCAGGAUGAUGAAAUCUCAAGAAACAUUGUGGGCCUUGCACGAACCCGUCCUGAUAUUUUUGGUACCACAGAGGAAGAAGUUUCUAACGCUGUCAAGGCUGAGAUUGAAAAAAAGAAAGAUGAGCAACCAAAGCAGGUCAUAUGGGAUGGUCACACUGGAAGCAUUGGCCGCACAGCAAAUCAAGCCAUGUCACAGAAUAUCAACGGAGAGGAUCAGAAUGAUGUUCUUAACAAUGAUGCAAGGAAUCUUCCUGGUCCUGCAGCUCCUCCUCCAAGACCUGGUGUGCCGUCUGUUCGCCCUCUACCCCCACCACCAGGUCUUGCCUUGAAUCUACCUCGUGUUCCUCCAAAUACAGCCCAGUAUUCUGCUCCAUCUAGCGGUGGCCUCCCUGUACCUCCACCAAGGCCAUCAGUUGUCCAAUAUCAAUCAGUUCGACCACCUGGACCUCCAAUGCCCAUGAGUUCAGGACAGCAAUCCCUUUUGGUGAAUCGGCCACCUCCUAUGCCACCAUCAAUGUCUAUGAAUCCAUCUGUACCACCUCCACCUGGUUCGCAGUUUACACCCAUGCAAGUUCCCCGAUCUUAUAUGCCUCUUCCUGUUCCUCCACCUACAAUGCAAAUGAUGCCACCACCACCUUUGCCUCAGGGGAUGCCCCCGCCACCACCACCUGAGGAAGCUCCUCCACCGCUUCCAGAAGAACCUGAGCCAAAGCGGCAGAAGCUUGACGAUUCUAUGCUUAUUUCAGAAGAUCAGUUUCUGGCACAGCAUCCGGGACCUGUUCGAAUCACAGUAUCUGUCCCCAAUGUUGAUGAAGGUAAUCUGAAGGGACAACUUUUGGAGAUUACGGUGCAGUCCUUAUCUGAAACUGUUGGGAGUCUGAAAGAAAAAAUUUCUGGGGAGAUCCAGCUUCCUGCAAACAAACAGAAAUUGAGUGGAAAGCCUGGUUUUCUCAAGGACAAUAUGUCGCUUGCGUAUUAUAAUGUUGGAGCAGGAGAAGCACUUAGUCUUUCAUUAAGAGAGCGUGGUGGAAGAAAGAGAUGA
Molecule: messenger RNA, 2415 nt
Organism: Prunus armeniaca (apricot)
Lineage: Eukaryota; Viridiplantae; Streptophyta; Magnoliopsida; Rosales; Rosaceae
Source: the annotation of a GenBank genome assembly